Messenger RNA from Otolemur garnettii (small-eared galago), 1173 nucleotides. It is a transcript of the gene CLTB, whose product is annotated as clathrin light chain B. Bases 216 to 851 code for a protein of 211 amino acids. The transcript is spliced from 5 exons. The record is from RefSeq and is a predicted model, not a curated record. Gene Ontology annotation, cellular component: synaptic vesicle membrane; clathrin coat of trans-Golgi network vesicle; plasma membrane. Gene Ontology annotation, biological process: intracellular protein transport; clathrin coat assembly; clathrin-dependent endocytosis. Gene Ontology annotation, molecular function: structural molecule activity; clathrin heavy chain binding. Lineage: Eukaryota; Metazoa; Chordata; Mammalia; Primates; Galagidae.
GCUCCUCCCGCCGCGGCGCCUGCUGCAGCAGUGACAGGAGAGCCGGGCCGGGUGGCUGAGAGGAAGUGCAGUGUCGCCGGGCCGAGCCUGUCUCCGCCGAAGCCGGCUCCCCCCGGCUGCUCGGGUGACAGCGUCGCGGCCGCCGCGCAUAGCGCGGAGCACGCGCCGGGCAGAGCCGAGCGCCAGGUAGAGGCUUCAGCAGGGACGCGGGGAAAAUGGCUGAUGACUUUGGCUUCUUCUCGUCGUCAGAGAGCGGGGCUCCGGAGGCACUUGAGGAGGACCCAGCGGCUGCCUUUCUAGCCCAGCAGGAGAGCGAGAUCGCAGGCAUAGAGAAUGAUGAGGGCUUCGGGGCUCCUGCCCGCAGCCAGCUGGCCUCGGCGCAGCCGGGACCUGCGAGUGGGGCUGGUUCUGAGGACAUGGGGACCACUGUCAAUGGAGAUGUGUUUCAGGAGGCCAAUGGUCCUGCCAAUGGCUAUGCUGCGAUUGCACAGGCUGACAGGCUGACUCAGGAGCCUGAGAGCAUCCGCAAGUGGAGAGAGGAACAGAGGAAACGGCUGCAGGAGCUGGAUGCUGCCUCUAAGGUGACUGAACAGGAGUGGCGGGAGAAGGCUAAGAAGGACCUGGAGGAGUGGAACCAGCGCCAGAGUGAACAAGUCGAGAAGAACAAGAUCAACAACCGGGCAUCUGAGGAAGCUUUUGUGAAGGAAUCCAAGGAAGAGACUCCAGGCACAGAGUGGGAAAAGGUGGCCCAGCUUUGUGACUUCAACCCCAAGAGCAGCAAGCAGUGCAAAGACGUGUCCCGCCUGCGCUCGGUGCUCAUGUCCCUGAAGCAGACACCACUGUCCCGUUAGGUGCCUGUCAUAAGCACAGCCACAAGGCAUGGGCCAGGUCUGGGCAGAGGAGGGGCAGCUGCUUUGGCCGUGGUGGAAACUUUCUCCAGCAGCUGCUACACACAGCCUAUUCUAUUCCUCUCCACCUCCUGGGGCUGGGAAGGGGGACCCUCACCCCUCUCACCCCUCACUCCCAUCUGGCCCUGUGGCCUAGUCCUUCACGCCUUUUCUCAGUCCACUCAAUUGUGACUGUCCUCCUGAUGUAUUUUUUUUUUUUUGACUUAAAGGAUGUGUUAACUCUUUUUACACUUAUUUAUUAUCAUUUUCAUUUCUCUGGAAGCCA